AUGAACGGCAUCGUCGACAAAGGCACAAACAACUACUCCCAGACUCUUUCGAUUGGACAUGCUUCGCCAGCCAAUAUCCCGUGGAGGUUUUUGGGUCAAUACAAAUACCGCAUUCUCGAAGAUGGUUCACAGACGCAAUACCGCCUCUGCAUUAUCGAGAGCUCCAUUCCGCCUCACAGCGACGGCCCAGUUUUUCAUUUCCACGAAAUGCACGAUGAGGGCUUUUACGUAACUAAAGGAAAAGUCCGAUUCCAUUCCCCAGGACGCGGCCAUCUCGAUGCCAGCGCCGGCGACCUCGUCACCGUACCGAUUCGCCUGCCACACAAGUUCAGCAACCCGUUCGACGAAGAAGCUGUCUUUAUCAACACAAUCACACCUGGCUUUUUUGUGCGCUACUUUGAAUAUCUGGAGGAGUUGAUUGGAGAUGGCGAGGUUUUGACGAAGGAAGUGAACAUGGAGGCUUUGAAACGGUUUGCGACAGUUCCGUUGACAGACGACAUGGUCAAGCAAUUCGAGGAUGUGUUUGCGAAGGAUAAGUGA
Messenger RNA from Parastagonospora nodorum SN15, 540 nucleotides. RefSeq lists its product as hypothetical. NCBI's taxonomy places the organism in Eukaryota, Fungi, Ascomycota, Dothideomycetes, Pleosporales, Phaeosphaeriaceae. The transcript is spliced from 3 exons. Bases 1 to 540 code for a protein of 179 amino acids. The record is from RefSeq and is a predicted model, not a curated record.